UACACAUUUAGUAUUGACAGAGUGACAGAGCAACUAAAUUCAAAUGUUUCAUUAAGAUCUCAGACUAGUAGCAAAGAUUUUUCAUGAUCAGAAAACAUCGAUUACCGAAGGAUUAAACCUAAUGAGAAGAUUGGAAGAAAUAAUCAUGCAGACACAUCAAUGAACUAUAGAUGUUCAAACGAAAAUGAAAAGGGAAAAAAGUCUCACCACAUUUGCCAACACAAAUGUGCAGGAUGCUGGAUCAUCAUCCACCAACUUGAAAAGAAACCUUACUUUGCUCAAUGUAGUUGCUCUGCUAGUGUCCAUCACAGGCCACGUGGCGGUCUUCAUCACUCCAGGCUUAGUUGUGGAUAUGUCAGGAUCUGUUACAUCUACGGUUGUCUUUUGGCUUGUUGGAAGUUUUCUUGUGUAUUCGCUGGCAUUGUGCUACACAGAGCUGGGUACCAUUUUUCAGAAUGCAGGUGGACCAUACUUAUACAUUACAGUCAUUUUCGGCCAUUUUUAUGGUUUCUUAGUCGUCUGGGGCUACAUUAUACUCAUAUCUGGUCCAUUUAUUGCUUUUGCAUCCCAGACUGCAGCUUUGUACAUCGCCAAAGCAAUAUUAGACAGUUCUUGUAACAGCUAUUGGCACAAAAUCUUAGUCACACUGAUUGCAUGUUGGAUUCUUUUGGGACUUUCUUUCAUGAACUGCUACUGUCUCAAAGUUGUUGUUUUACUACAGAAUGCAUUGACAGCUUGCAAGAUGUUUGCUAUCGGAAUCAUUAUAGCUUCUGGAGUUUAUGUUUUAUCAACAAGAUCUACUGAGAAUUUCAGCGCACCUACUGAAGGCUCACAUGUUGACCCAGGUCGCAUAUCAAUGGCCUUGACGUAUGUCAUUUUUUCCAAUGGAGGCUGGCAGGCAGUGACUACAUUAACUGAAGAAGUGAAAAGUCCUGCCAGAACUUUACCAAGAGGAAUUCACGUGACAUUUGCUAUCAUCUCAGUGCUUUUUCUGAUGACGUACUUAAGCUAUAUGGUUGUUCUGGACAAAACAGUGGUUAUACAUUCCAAGGCAGUAGCACUAACAUUUUGUGAACAUGUGUGGGCUCCCCUGGUUCCUGUCAUGUCCAUUCUUGUUGCUCUGGCUUGUGUGGGUGCUCUGAACACUGGAAUCAUGGGUCACUCUAGGUGCUGUAUGGCUUUGUGAUGAUGUUUUCUGGUGGUGUACAAAGACUCAUGCAAUUUAUUGGUCUCUACUCUCUGAUCUUGGGAUUUAAAGUUAUAGUUGCCUUGCUGUACCUGCGGUAUACCAGGCCAGACUUGCACCGGCCUUA
Messenger RNA from Biomphalaria glabrata, 1313 nucleotides. Its product is annotated as Y+L amino acid transporter 2-like. Lineage: Eukaryota; Metazoa; Mollusca; Gastropoda; Planorbidae. The record is from RefSeq and is a predicted model, not a curated record. The transcript is spliced from 8 exons. Gene Ontology annotation, biological process: amino acid transmembrane transport. Gene Ontology annotation, molecular function: L-amino acid transmembrane transporter activity. Gene Ontology annotation, cellular component: membrane. Bases 185 to 1186 code for a protein of 333 amino acids.